CACCAACCGCCGUGAUGACGUCAACAGAAACACGUGGGUUUGUUAUUGAAGGAAGUAAAGAUGGCGAUUCAGUCGUUGCUCUCCGAGUCAGCUCUCGGCUGGUCUAUUUUCACCUUUAUACUUGUGGCAAUCCUGGUUUUCUGUUGGGUCUACAUUCGGAAAUUUCAAAGUCGUCAGGAAAGUGAAGUUGUUUCAACCAUCACAGCAAUAUGUGCGCUGGCCAUUGCUUUGAUAACGUCCGCUCUUCUGCCAGUAGAUAUAUUCCUUGUCUCAUUCAUGAAGUAUCCCAAUGGCACCUAUAAGGAGUGGGCAGCAAACAAUGAGACAAGAGACCAAAUUGAAGACACUGUGCUGUAUGGAUAUUACACACUUUACUCCAUCAUACUGUUCUGUGUCUUCCUCUGGAUUCCCUUUGUUUAUUUCUACUAUGAAGAACGGGAUGAUGACAACGUGAACAAAUGCUCGCAAGUGAAAAAUGCUCUCAAGUAUACAGUUGGAUUUGUCUUCGUCUGCGUAGUUCUUCUUUUAAUUGGAGCUUUUGUUCCACUACAAGCUCCACCUAACCAGAAUUCCACCCAGUGGGUGAAAGUACAGUACCUUUUUGAGGAACUUGGAAGUAAACAUGGUCUGCCUGCUCUGUCUUUCUCCAUCAGCACCUUGACCUUGAUCGGCAUGUUGGCAGUCAUCACCUACACAGCAUAUGGUAUGUCUGUACUGCCUUUGAAUCUGAUAAAAGGCACACGGAGUGUGGUGUACGAACGCCUGGAGAACACUGAGGACAUUGAUGAUGUCGAGCAUCAGAUAGAAAAGCUGAAAUCCAAGUGUCAAGAUGGACGUCCCCUUUCCUCAAGGGACAGACACAACCUGCAGGAACUGGAGGGCAAACUGCAAGUUCUCCAGCGCAGGGGGAGACACCUGGAAAUUGCAGAGAGGAACUGCUGCACUAAAGUGGGCAGUGCUCUCAGACCUUUCAAGAUAAUGUUGGGCAUAUUCUUUAUUGUGGUUGCACUCGUGUUCACUGUCGCCCUAUUCAUUUCAAAUUUGGAUAAAGCUCUCCACUCCGCUGGCAUCAGCUCUGGAUUCAUAAUCUUUGGCACCAACUUAACCAAUCCCCUGAAUGAACUUCUGUUAGUCCUACAACCCAUUUUUCCACUGGAUUAUAUCCUGAUCGCUAUCAUCACCAUGUACUUUGUUCUCACAUCCAUGGCUGGUAUUCGCAACAUGGGCAUCUGGUUCUUCUGGAUAAGGCUGUACAAAAUAAGACCAAAAAGAACCCGUCCUCAGGCUCUUCUCUUCCUCUGUAUGAUUCUUCUCUUGAUUGUCCUCCACACCAGCUACAUGAUCUACAGCUUAGCCCCACAGUACGUCAUGUAUGGCAGCCAGAAAUAUCUUGGACAGGGUCAGAUGCCCUCCACAGAUCCUGCAUCUGGGAACACUACUAUUAACACUACAAGGAUCUGUGAUGCCAGCGCGCCUGAGGAUCAGUGCACAAUGACGAGAUCCUAUCUUUUCCUCCACAAGUUCUGGUUCUUCAGUACCAUCUACUACUUUGGAAACUGGGCCUUUAUCGGGGCUUUCCUCAUUGGUCUGGUGGUGUCCUGCUGCAGAGGAAAGAAGUCUGUGAUCGAAGGCGAGGUGGAGGCCGAUGACUCGGAUAUCAGUGACGACGAAUAUGUGCACUGAAAACGAGUCCGAUUCAUAGAUAUGCUAACGACGACAUAAAAGGGACUGGGACAUACAAUUUCAUAAACUAUAAAUGACUCUCGGUAAUUUGGCAUGGUUUAAUGUAUCGGUGAGAAGUUAUCGUAAAGAAGUAAUUGCUGUGGUGUUUCGUGGAUUCCAGCCUUGUUUUGAGUUGACGCAUCACUUCCUUCAAAGCCGACCGCUCAGACUGAUUGCAGUGUCUUUCGCCGUCGAUAUUAUUGAUGACUUUGGGAUUCGGGGCAGUGUCCACCAACUCGAUCCCACCUUGAGAGUUCACUUCUGAGCAGCAUGAAGCUGACGCUAAUUGGCCAUUUUUCUACUGGAGGAGACGCAUUAUUAUGGCAGUGGGGACAGCAAAACAUUACUGUCUGGGCUUUAUUUAAGUGUAGUCUUAGACUAAACUAUUGUUUGUUUGUUUUUCCACUCAAAGCAAUUUCUAGAUGCUUUAAGUGAUUGCGUCAUCAUAGUAUCUAUAGCAGACUUGAUUGCAACCUUUUUGAAGUUAAAACACUGACGACGAUAGUUGGUAUAAACAAGAAUACCUUUUCACAGCACGCAGGAACAUUUUUUUGAAAUUUAUUUUUGCUCUUUUUUUAAAUCAAAGGAUAUUGCUUGUGGAGUUCCUGCUUUGUCCACCUACAUUUGGUGGCUUGUAUUAUUUAAGAACAUGUUGCUAUACUUGCAUAAUUGCACUGUCGAUGACAUGUUGAGGACCAGUUGUUGCAAUUGUGUUUUCAAUGUUUCAGUUAUUUUUGGUUUUAAACGCUUUGUGCUAAUGUUCGGGGGAGGGGAAAACAUGAGUAAACGAAAGAAAAACGUUAUGAGUGUCAUUUUCUUUGAAUGAAGGUUUUCAGCAGUGCAGCAGGCUUGUGACAUAGAGGUUUCCCCCAACAUACACUUCAAUAAUGGACUCCCAACAGACUGUUGUUGGUGUCUCAUGAAUGUGUAGUGUGUGUUUCCCUAAGUUUACCUCACAAGAAUCAAGCUGCAAAGAAAAGGUGAGUCUUUCUUUCUUUUCCCCUUGUUUUCUGUUUUUUGAUAUAUUUAGCCAUGGGUUAACCUUAAUGGAGAAUCAGUUAAAAAGGGUUAAAAAGAGUGAUGAGAUGGUGAUCAUCACAUCUUUCACCUGUGACUGAUCGGGUUUCUGUUGUGAAACGUGUUGUCGAUGUUGAAUGAAACCUGUAGUUAAAGAAAUAAAAUCAUUUUAAACAGC
This is a messenger RNA of Solea solea (common sole), 2917 nucleotides long. RefSeq names its product LMBR1 domain containing 1 (gene lmbrd1). The record is from RefSeq and is a predicted model, not a curated record. NCBI's taxonomy places the organism in Eukaryota, Metazoa, Chordata, Actinopteri, Pleuronectiformes, Soleidae. Gene Ontology annotation, biological process: protein localization to vacuole. Gene Ontology annotation, cellular component: vacuolar membrane. The transcript has 16 exons. The coding region runs from base 61 to 1683 and encodes 540 amino acids.